Aspergillus ruber CBS 135680 is the source of this 1055-nucleotide messenger RNA. Its product is annotated as putative Ras family GTPase (Rab4b). Bases 93 to 1055 code for a protein of 320 amino acids. Gene Ontology annotation, biological process: regulation of endocytosis. Gene Ontology annotation, cellular component: endosome. The transcript is spliced from 4 exons. Gene Ontology annotation, molecular function: GTP binding; GTPase activity. The record is from RefSeq and is a predicted model, not a curated record. NCBI's taxonomy places the organism in Eukaryota, Fungi, Ascomycota, Eurotiomycetes, Eurotiales, Aspergillaceae.
UGACGCGCCAAAGAGGAAUGUCGAAUGCGUCCUCUGCAGUCUCUUCUUCCUUACCCCCAGGCCAAGACCAGGUAAAUUAGGAGUUGGAGAGCAUGUACGACUAUCUGGCUAAGAUUAUCCUUCUUGGUCCAAGUGGUGCUGGGAAAUCCUGUGUACUGCACCGAUUUGUAAAAGAUGAAUGGAGAGUGCUGUCAUCGCAAACCAUCGGGGUGGAGUUUUCCUCGAGAGUCGUCAAACUAGGCACAGGCUCGCAACGAAAACGGAUAAAGUUACAACUCUGGGAUACUGCAGGUACGGAGCGGUUUCGCUCCGUUUCUAGAUCCUACUACCGCGGAGCGGCGGGCGCCAUCCUCGUGUACGACGUCUCAUCCCACGCUUCCUUCAAUGCUCUCCCUACGUUCUUGAUGGAUGCUCGCGCCCUUGCCUCGCCGAACCUUACCGUCUUACUUGCAGGGAACAAGUCUGACCUCGCAUCGGAUUAUUUCCUGCAAACCCAGGGCCCGGAUGAUUCUACCGCGAAGCAUCCCCCAACACCGUCCAGUGUAUCCAGCAAGCAGUCUUGGUUCCCGCUUGAUUCAAGUGGUGGUUCUUUCAGGUCCGUUAGUAAUUUUGGAGGAGCGGCUGGGACAAGAAUGACCGCGACCAAUUCCCCCGAAGGCCGCCAAGUCAGCCUCGAGGAAAGUUCUCGUUGGGCAUCUCAGUUCAAUAUCCCCGUUGCUACUGAAGUCUCUGCCCUCACAGGUGAGGGCGUCGAGCAAAUAUUCAACCGGUUGGCCCGAAUAAUCCUCACCAAGAUUGAGCUUGGAGAGAUUGAUCCCGAUGAUCCGCAAAGUGGCAUCCAAUAUGGUGAUGGUGGCUUAUACGGCCACGGCACCAGUGACGCUUCGAGUAUUCGAAGCAGGAUAACUCUUGAUGACAGCGCAGUCCAGCUCCAUCGGAGAAACCCUAGGCGAAGGGGAGGAGGAGGAACUCACUUAAGAAGCGGGAUGGGUGAAUGGGAAGAUGUGUUCCGAUCGAGUGGCUCUCGCCAAAGCAAGAACAGGGGAUGCUGUUGA